UCUACUAUUGCGAAUUAACAAACAUACCCCUCUACUAAUUUUUUGCACAAAUAUACCCUUUUACUAUUAAAACGUAACAAAUAUACACUUCCGUCUACUUUUCUGUUAAAUAACCGUUUAAUGAGUGGUGACGCAACUCUCUUCUCCCGCGAACAUCAGUUGUUGACGCAAUCCACUUCUCCCUCCAUCUGUGCGUCCGGCCACCGGCGCCAGAGAAAUCUUGUAUAUGUCUAUAUGAACUGCCAGCUGAACAUCCUUUGGCUGCCGAGAGCAUAGCUAGCUUCACUAUAUAUAUUAGGAGCAGCCUUUGGAUGAGAGCGUAGCCAGAUUUCUAUGGUACAGGGGAGAGAGGGGAGUAGAGAGGAAGAAGAAAGGGUUUGUUGUCGGGUUAGAACGGCUGGGAAUGCUUAGAUUUUCUUAUUUAAAUUUGUGGGAUAGCUUUUAAUUUUUAGAGACAUAAAAUAUAUUAAAUCAAAAUUAGUAGUUUUCAUGAGUUAAUGAGGGCAAUUGGGACAUUUUACGGUCUAUUAAACGGACAUUUAACAGAAAAUUAGACGGAAGUAUAUAUUCGUUACGUUUUAAUAGUAGAAGGGUAUGUUUGUGCAAAAAAUUAGUAGAGGGGUAUGUUUGUUAAUUCGCAAUAGUAGAGGGGCAUAAAAUGCUAUUAACCCUUAUAUAUAUAUGCUAAAUAUUGAUUAUUUCUAGACAAAAUACAUAUGCAUGCGUAUAAUCGGGCGGGUUCGGGUUGGAUCGUGAGAAACCCAUGCUCACCCAUUAUCCGCAAUUUUUGGGUUCGGAUUUUACCGGUACCCACUAAAUGUCCUUCGAGUUCAAGUUUUACCCUACCCGAUUAGGCCUGAUUCGAGCAGAUAUCCACAAUUACAGAUAUUUUUGCCAUCCCUAGCGUGAGUGCAUGGGAAUGUUUCUGAGUUAUUUAAAAAAAAUUAAAAUUUGCAUUAAUUACUUUGUCGCAUAAUCCCGUAAAGUAUGGAGAAGAAUAUCAAAGGGAGGGUCCAAUCACCAGCCGAAAAUGGGCCGAUUUGAACAAAUGGAGGAGUCUACUUUGUUAGAUUUUCUCCUGCUAAUGGUCCGUCGUGGCCCAUAAAAAAACCCAUAACCACCUAAUUAAGCCAGGCCCAAAUUUAGCCCAGCCCGUUAAAAAACCUUGGGGGGACGGCGAUUCAUUGAACCAAACUCGUGCUUAGUUUACUCUGGGCGGCGCGCAAGUGGGAGAUGGCAAACGUGGCGUGUCGCUAUUCGUUUUUGGAUGAGAUUGAAAAAUAAUUUUGAGAAAGCGAUAUCCGAGAAACCUAAUUAACGUGUAAUUAAUUAUUAAUUAACCUCAAUAAUUGGGCUUAGAUAUUUUGCUUCCCCGAUCCUCUUUUCUUUCUCCUCCUCCUUUUGCUUUCUCCGUUUCCAUUCCUUCUGCAGACAGCUCAGCCAGAGCUGCAGAGGCAUCCACUUGAGAAAAAAAAAAUUACAGCUGAUUCAUCAUCCAAGUGGUUCCCUCUUGCACAAAAAUUCCUAUUUUUCCACCGGCCGCCUCGUUUGUUCGACGAGCCGAUCUCUGGCGUUAGUUUCUUUCAACUUGUGCUUGCUUUCCCAAGCUCGAGUUAGCAGAAACUGUAAAUGGAGCUGUCGUUUCUGAGAUUUCCUGUUUGUUUGUCUAUUUGGUUCCUGGGAAAAUUUCAGGUGGGCAGCUGAAGAGAAAAAGAAGGAAUGGAAAGCGGAUUGAAAAUGCAAUCUUCUCCUCCUCUUCAGGAUAUGGGAAUUGGGAACUUCGGGUGUUCGCACUACAGUAGAAGGUGCAAGAUCAGGGCGCCGUGCUGUGACGAGAUAUUUGAUUGCAGGCAUUGCCAUAACGAGUCCAAGAACUCGAUUGAAGUUGAUUGCCAUGAUCGUCAUGACAUUCCUCGCCACCAGCUGAAACGGGUCAUUUGCUCCCUUUGUGACACAGAACAAGAUGUUCAACAGCACUGCAUCAAUUGUGGAGUUUGCAUGGGGAAGUACUUCUGCUCCGAAUGCAAGUUCUUCGAUGAUGAUGUCUCAAAGCAGCAAUACCACUGCAAAGAAUGUGGUAUCUGCAGAACUGGAGGGGAGGAUAACUUUUUCCACUGUGACAAAUGCGGAUGUUGCUAUUCAACGUUUUUGAAGGAUUCACACAACUGCGUCGAAAGAGCAAUGCACCAUAACUGCCCUGUGUGUUUUGAGUUUUUGUUUGAGACGACGAAAGACAUCACAGUAUUGCACUGCGGACACACUAUCCAUGUAGAAUGCCUUAAUCAGAUGCAAAGACAUUUUCAAUACUCUUGCCCUGUUUGCUCCAAGUCCUAUUGUGACAUGUCCCAAGCAUGGAAGAAACUUGAUCAAGAGGUUGCUUCAAGACCUAUGCCACAAAUUUAUCAGAAUAAGCUGGUUUGGAUCCUCUGCAAUGAUUGCGGAGAAACAUCAGAAGUGAACUUCCACAUCUUAGCACACAAGUGCCUGAAGUGCAAUUCAUACAACACAAGGCAGACCAGGGGAGCGAAAGCAGCAGCUUGCUCAUCAAGGAUCCCAGAAAUGGUGAGAUGAAUGGCUCUUUCUUUGCAUCUCCUUGUUUUCUGAGCUGGAAAAUGAAAAGAACCAACUACCAUGAUCCUUCCUCGUUACCGGAGCACCAUCCGAAUUGCUGGAACUUCGCCGAGAGGUGUUCAUUGCCAAAGCACCCAGAGGCUUAGCUUCCAGAGAGCUUUGUGGUUUAUAUUCUGUCAAGCGUCAACCUCUUAUAUCUUGGGGGAGAAGAAAAGUUUGUUAUGGGAGUGUUGAAGUUCUUCUCCAGUCAUUUUUCUUGCCUGGCCUCUGUACGUACUGUGGUUACGCUUCAUUUGAUCAGUUGAAAAAGAAAAACCAGGUAAAUAAAUUGAAAUCGGACUACACCAGAUCCGAAACAAAUGCAUUUUUCAUUC
Molecule: messenger RNA, 2945 nt
Organism: Linum trigynum
Lineage: Eukaryota; Viridiplantae; Streptophyta; Magnoliopsida; Malpighiales; Linaceae
Source: the annotation of a GenBank genome assembly